ACAUGAAGCAAGGAAUGAAGAUGAAUCAAGGGAGGAAGAUGAAGCAAGGGAGGAAGAUGAAGCAAGGGAGGAAGAUGAAGCAAGGGAGGAAGAUGAAGCAAGGUAUGAAGAUGAAUCAAGGGAGGAAGAUGAAGCAAGGGAGGAAGAUGAAGCAAGGGAGGAAGAUGAAGCAAGGGAGGAACAUGAAGCAAGGGAGGAAGAUGAAGCAAGGUAUGAAGAUGAAGCAAGGGAGGAAGAUGAAGCAAGGUAUGAAGAUGAAGCAAGGGAGGAAGAUGAAGCAAGGGAGGAAGAUGAAGCAAGGGAGGAAGAUGAAUCAAUGGGUGAAGAUGAAGCAAAGGAGGAAGAUGAAGCAAGGUAUGAAGAUGAAGCAAGAGAGGAAGAUGAAGCAAGGGAGGAAGAUGAAGCAAGGGAGGAAGAUGAAUCAAGGGAGGAAGAUGAAUCAAUGGGUGAAGAUGAAGCAAGGUAUGAAGAUGAAGCAAGGUAUGAAGAUGAAGCAAGGGAGGAAGAUGAAGCAAGGGAGGAACAUGAAGCAAGGGAGGAACAUGAAGCAAGGUAUGAAGAUGAAGCAAGGUAUGAAGAUGAAUCAAGGGAGGAAGAUGAAGCAAGGGAGGAACAUGAAGCAAGGGAUGAAGAUGAAUCAAGGGAGGAAGAUGAAUCAAUGGGUGAAGAUGAAGCAAGGUAUGAAGAUGAAGCAAGGGAUGAAGAUGAAGCAAGGUAUGAAGAUGAAGCAAGGGAGGAAGAUGAAGCAAGGUAUGAAGAUGAAGCAAGGUAUGAAGAUGAAGCAAGGGAGGAAGAUGAAGCAAGGUAUGAAGAUGAAGCAAGGUAUGAAGAUGAAGCAAGGGAGGAAGAUGAAGCAAGGAAGGAAGAUGAAGCAAGGUAUGAAGAUGAAGCAAGGUAUGAAGAUGAAGCAAGGUAUGAAGAUGAAGCAAGGGAGGAAGAUGAAGCAAGGGAGGAAAAUGAAGCAAGGGAGGAAGAGGAAUCAAUGGGUGAAGAUGAAGCAAGGUAUGAAGAUGAAGCAAGGUAUGAAGAUGAAGCAAGGUAUGAAGAUGAAGCAAGGUAUGAAGAUGAAGCAAGGGAGGAAGAUGAAGCAAGGUAUGAAGAUGAAGCAAGGGAGGAAAAUGAAGCAAGGUAUGAAGAUGAAGCAAGGUAUGAAGAUGAAGCAAGGGAGGAAGAUGAAGCAAGGGAGGAAGAUGAAGCAAGGUAUGAAGAUGAAGCAAGGUAUGAAGAUGAAGCAAGGGAGGAAAAUGAAGCAAGGGAGGAAGAGGAAUCAAUGGGUGAAGAUGAAGCAAGGUAUGAAGAUGAAGCAAGGGAGGAAGAUGAAGCAAGGUAUGAAGAUGAAGCAAGGUAUGAAGAUGAAGCAAGGGAGGAAGAUGAAGCAAGGUAUGAAGAUGAAGAAAGGGAUGAAGAUAAAGCAAGGUAUGAAGAUGAAGCAAGGUAAGAAAAUGAAGCAAGGGAGGAAGAUGAAGCAAGGGAGGAAGAUGAAGCAAGGGAGGAAGAUGAAGCAAGGUAUGAAGAUUAAUCAAUGGGUGAAGAUGAAGCAAGGUAUGAAGAUGAAGCAAGGGAGGAAAAUGAAGCAAGGGAGGAAGAGGAAUCAAUGGGUGAAGAUGAAGCAAGGUAUGAAGAUGAAGCAAGGGAGGAAGAUGAAGCAAGGUAUGAAGAUGAAGCAAGGUAUGAAGAUGAAGCAAGGGAGGAAGAUGAAGCAAGGUAUGAAGAUGAAGAAAGGGAUGAAGAUAAAGCAAGGUAUGAAGAUGAAGCAAGGUAAGAAAAUGAAGCAAGGGAGGAAGAUGAAGCAAGGGAGGAAGAUGAAGCAAGGUAUGAAGAUGAAGCAAGGUAUGAAGAUGAAGCAAGGGAUGAAGAUGAAGCAAGGUAUGAAGAUGAAGCAAGGGAUGAAGAUGAAGCAAGGGAGGAAGAUGAAGCAAGGUAUGAAGAUGAAUCAAGGGAGGAAGAUGAAGCAAGGUAUGAAGAUGAAUCAAGGGAGGAAGAUGAAGCAAGGUAUGAAGAUGAAGCAAGGUAUGAAGAUGAAGCAAGGUAUGAAGAUGAAGCAAGGUAUGAAGAUGAAUCAAGGGAGGAAGAUGAAGCAAGGGAGGAAGAUGAAGCAAGGUAUGAAGAUGAAGCAAGGGAGGAAGAUGAAGCAAGGUAUGAAGAUGAAGCAAGGGAGGAAGAUGAAGCAAGGGAUGAAGAUGAAGCAAGGGAGGAAGAUGAAUCAAGGGAGGAAGAUGAAUCAAGGGAGGAAGAUGAAUCAAGGGAUGAAGAUGAAUCAAGGGAGGAAGAUGAAUCAAGGGAUGAAGAUGAAUCAAGGGAGGAAGAUGAAUCAAUGGAGGAAGAUGAAGCAAGGGAGGAAGAUGAAGCAAGGGAUGAAGAUGAAUCAAGGGAUGAAGAUGAAGGAAGGGAUGAAGAUGAAUCAAGGGAUGAAGAUGAAUCAAGGGAAGAAGAUGAAUCAAUGGAGGAAGAUGAAUCAAUCGGUGAAAAUGAAGCAAGGGAGGAAGAUGAAACAUGGUAUGAAGAUGAAGCAAGGGAUGAAGAUGAAUCAAGGGAGGAAGAUGAAUCAAGGGAGGAAGAUGAAUCAAUCGGUGAAGAUGAAUCAAGGGAUGAAGAUGAAGCAAGGGAGGAAGAUGAAUCAAUCGGUGAAGAUGAAGCAAGGGAGGAAGAUGAAGGUUCUGAUGGUGACAGUACCAGCGAGACUGAGGAGGAAGAGGAAGCUUGUUGCAGUAGAAAGCUGGUGCCAAAUCAAAGUUUUAUUUUGGACUCAACGGAAAGACGUGUAGACGUGCAUGUAAUGGUGAUUGGGGAACCGGAAAGGAAGACCUCCACUAAGAUGAAAGCCGUUGUCGCUGAUAAAACGUCUGCGGUGAACCUUUGGAUUUACGAUGACAGUCUUUUCAAACAUUUUAGUGAUCAGGCCAGUGUUAU
Messenger RNA from Haliotis rufescens (red abalone), 2910 nucleotides. Its product is annotated as ribosome-binding protein 1-like. The record is from RefSeq and is a predicted model, not a curated record. Bases 3 to 2765 code for a protein of 920 amino acids. NCBI's taxonomy places the organism in Eukaryota, Metazoa, Mollusca, Gastropoda, Lepetellida, Haliotidae. The transcript has 2 exons.